GCAAAUUCAUUUGACAAAGAAAAGGCAGUUUUAAAGGAAAUUAAAUUUAGUUUGACAUCUCAACUAACAACUUGUAUAGAUCCAGACGAAUUAAAAGAAGAAAAGAAACUUGGCGAAGGCUCAUUUGGUGUUGUAUAUAAAGGCUCUUUGAGAGGAAAUACAGUCGCCAUCAAAAAGAUGAAAACAUUUGCUGAAAACAAUUCCCAAAUUAACGAAUUUGAGAAUAAAGUAGAUAUGUUAAACAAAUUUAGAAGUGAGUAUAUCGUCCACUUUUACGGCGCAGUGUUUAUAAUUUCGAAGAUAUGUAUGGUCACCGAAUUUGCUCCAUUUGGGUCUUUACAAGAUUUGAUUGAAAAUAAAAAGAAGGAUGAAAUUGAUAUGAAACUUCGUGUUAAAUUUAUGAAAGAUGGAGCAAAGGGUGUUUUAUAUUUACAUGAAAAUGGAAUUUUACAUAGAGAUAUUAAACCAGACAAUUUACUUGUGUUUUCAUUUGAUAUAAACAACCGAGUUAAUGCAAAAUUGACUGAUUUUGGAAGUGCAAGAAAUGUUAAUAUGCUGAUGACUAACAUGACUUUCACUAAGGGCAUUGGAACUCCUAAAUACAUGGCGCCAGAAAUUUUAGAAAGAAAAAAAUACAAAAAACCAUCCGAUGUCUAUUCGUUUGCUGUGACGAUGUUGACGUGUUUCACUUGGGAUAAUCCUUUCCCAAAAACACUCUACCCAUUUGCUUGGUCUAUUGCUGAUGAAAUAUCAGCUGGUAAUAGACCAAUUGCAGCCGAUUCAAUAGAUAAAAAGUACAAAGAAGUCAUUGAAAAUGCAUGGAAACAAGAGCCUAUAGAACGCAGUGAAAUUUCAGUUGUGGUUCAACAACUUGAGUUGUUGUAA
Molecule: messenger RNA, 885 nt
Organism: Entamoeba invadens IP1
Lineage: Eukaryota; Evosea; Mastigamoebida; Endamoebidae
Product: protein kinase, putative
Exons: 1
Biological process (GO): protein phosphorylation
Molecular function (GO): protein kinase activity; ATP binding
Source: RefSeq, a predicted model, not a curated record